Durusdinium trenchii is the source of this 426-nucleotide messenger RNA. Lineage: Eukaryota; Dinophyceae; Suessiales; Symbiodiniaceae. The record is from the annotation of a GenBank genome assembly.
AUGACUUUUGGGCUCAGGUUUAGCUUUGGAAGUGGGGAGUGGAGAAAUGGAGCUGAAGCUCAAGAAUUGACCCAAGAUGCUGAAGGGAGAUGGUUUUCAUUCUCUGUGACUUUGUCCACCGUGGUCGUCAUGGAGCGAAAGGGUAUGGCUACCCACCUAGCAUCUCUGCCAUGUAUUGAGACGCCAUCAACUUUGGAAACGGUUUUGCGGGAGCUUGAGGACGCCGGAGAGGUCAAGCUAGGCGUUUCGCAUCACACCUUGACUGACGCCCGGGAUGGGGUAUCCUUGGACAAGACCUUGGUGUUUGCCUUGGACGCGCUUAAAGACGAUGAUGAAAAGAAGAAGAAAAAAGAAGAAGGACAAGUCUACGUUGACCAGCACCAGCUUUGGCUCUGUGCUGAACAUCAGUUCUUUCAAGAACUGUGA